Scylla paramamosain (green mud crab) is the source of this 2058-nucleotide messenger RNA. Its product is annotated as kelch domain-containing protein 10-like. Gene Ontology annotation, molecular function: protein binding. The transcript is spliced from 9 exons. The record is from RefSeq and is a predicted model, not a curated record. Lineage: Eukaryota; Metazoa; Arthropoda; Malacostraca; Decapoda; Portunidae. Bases 291 to 1424 code for a protein of 377 amino acids. Gene Ontology annotation, biological process: positive regulation of stress-activated MAPK cascade.
CAGCGAAGGGCGCAGAAGUGUCACCCAGAAGAAAUUUUGACCCUGGAGCGAUUUGGCACAACAGCGGGCCGCGCUGUCAAGACUCCGUCCCGCAUCCCUCCAGGCUAUAUAAGGCAGGCAAGUCACUCCAUAACCACAGUGGAAAUCGAGCAACAUCUUGAGAGCCGCUCCCUCGCCAUCCUAGGACCACGUGCCGCAUAGCCUCCGUCAAAUUCGAGGUCACAUCCAACAAGCGGGCGGACAACACGUCAUCUUGAGCCUCUACAGGACACGCAGCGCGGGGCGCCACCAUGGACAGCACCUACAUGGAGCUAGUGCACACCUGGGCUGACGAGGGUAAUCAACCCGUGGGAAGAAGUGGUCAUCGAAUUCACUGCACGGAUUCCUUCUUGUAUAGUGUGGGCGGUUACAACCCCAACCACGGCCCCCUGAGGGAGGUGUGGCGUCUCAACCUGUCGACGGGGCAGUGGGAGCAGCUGUCCUGUCCCGCCACGACCCCAGAGGCCAGCAUUUCCCACAGUCUCGCCAGCCACCAGGGAGACCUACUUAUGACGGGCGGCACCUCCUAUCCUUUCGGCAGCAUCCUGACCAGCGAGGUGUUGGCGUGUGACCAGCAGACCGGGGAGUGGCGCCCCCUACACACCUCAGGCCCUGCCCCCUCACCACUCUACGGCCAGGCUGUGCGCAGGGCAGGAGAUUACAUGUAUGUGGUGGGCGGCACCUCAGGCUUUCACUUCUCCCUCCAAGCCCACGCACUGCACCUGCCCUCCCUCACCUGGACCCGCCUGGCUGACAACGAUGCCCCUAACAAGAAUGACGAGCCUUUGGGAAGGUACCGCGCUGAGAUCGGGGUGGCGCCGGGGCGUGUGGUAGUGGUCGGGGGCGCCUCUGCAUUCACUGUCUUCCCACUGGACCAGCUGCCUGUGCUCAACGUGAACUCCGGCAAGUGGGAGGUGCAGUGGACGAAACCUGACCCCGUGAUGCAGGUGUGCCCGAGUCCCCGCCGCUGCCACGCCGCCGUGCAGAGGAACAACGAGCUUUAUGUGCUGGGUGGUACGGACGGAGAGGAAGUGUUCAACGACGUGUGGCGUCUCAACCUGCUCUCUCUCGCGUGGACCAGACUCUCCCUCACGCUGCCCACGCCCCUCUACUUCCACGACGCUGCUCUCACCAAGAAUGGAUGUCUUUAUGUGUAUGGCGGCCUGGACAGUGUGGGCAGCGACCAGCGCUCCGAGGCAGUGUUCCGAGCACACCUGGAGGCGCCACCCCUGCUGGAGGCUGCGUGGGGAGCCUUCACCGGCCAGUGCCCGAGCCUUCUCUCCACCGAUCUCACCUUCACCAACAACGACUUGGUGGCGGCGGGCGUCCCAAGGAGCAUGGUGAAGCGACUAGCACGACUGCCCAAGAAGACUAAAGACCACUGAUAUAUCUGACUUCAUAGCAGAGGAAAAAAUUAGUCCUGUGGUAACGUUGCGGACACUGCAACUGUUCCCUGGCCGCGGUAUGGCAGUGUAAGGCGCCCCGCCACUCAGUUAACGACAGAAAGGCUGUGGUUUCCUGCAGAAGAAUGACGUCAUGGAUUCCCGAGGAAGAACCUGCACAACACCGUGAGACUUGCUUGCGUUGAUCUCUCGUAUGGAGUGUCAAGACUCGCCGGGAGAGGUGCUGCACAGCAAGGCACACAUCGCAGUAAGACCACCAUAAACUCGAGGACCACACCAUGUUACCCUUCACCGUGACCACGUUCAACACUGUUUCGAAGCUCCGAUCUCUUCUUGCCAUAGGCCUAGGUGUAAAUGUGUGUGUGUGUGUGUGUGUUGAGAUAAUGAUAUAUUAUCAAAGUAUAUGGAUUUCGAGCAAAGUGACCUCACCUUUUCAUAGAUUUUGCAUGGGACUGUCAAGUGGCGGCGUCCAAGGUCCUCGGUCUACACACACACACACACGUGCGGUUCUUUUCUCACACUGACUUGUAAACAAAUGACGUCAUAUCUUGCAGCUGCGCAGUAGAGAAGCGCUAAUCUGUCGCUAGAUUUUAAACACACACACACACACACACAC